Molecule: messenger RNA, 1416 nt
Organism: Alternaria postmessia
Lineage: Eukaryota; Fungi; Ascomycota; Dothideomycetes; Pleosporales; Pleosporaceae
Exons: 4
Coding region: 1-1416 (471 amino acids)
Source: RefSeq, a predicted model, not a curated record
AUGGAUCGCCGAAGAAAGACGAGCUUCAGCUUUGUGAAUUUGACGCACCCAGACGACCUCAAGGAUGAAAACACGCGGCUACACAUUCGAUCUCUGGCCAUGACUGAAGUGGGUAAAUCACGAAGGAAGCCCAGAACGAAGCGAGAGCGUAACGAGAUCAUCCUAGAGUUUCGUAAACCGGAUGAGAUGAGACUUGAGAUUGAUCGCUUAGGUGGUCAGAUCGAUCCGUUUAGUCCUUAUCCUUUCGAUCUGGACGAAUCUGCUCGCAUGCUAGUCGCAUAUAUUUUCAGUCCGAAUACCAACCAUGCGAGUCAGCUGCUAGGCUCUUGGUAUCCUGUUGGUCUCAGUAGCGCGGCAUCGUUCCACCACGUUCUUGCAAACUCUUACAACUUUCUAUUGCAGAAGAGAAACGGUCGUUUCCCAUCGCAGGAUGAUCGUAUAGCUCUCACUCACCGUCAAAAAGCAUAUCGUUGUACGGUUGAAAUGAUGAAGGAUCCAUCGAAGCAUAAGAGCGAUGAAACGAUCGGAGCAGUUGUCUCUAUGAUGAGUCAUCUUGCUUUACUAGGCAGCUUCGGAGAUGGGAACUGGGACAAUCAUCGAAAUGCGUUUGCUAGGAUCAUCGCACUUAGAGGCGGUUAUGACACAGUUGUCAAUGAAAGCCUCAGAAUCACUAUAACAUGGGUCGAUCUCAUAGGAUGCUUCGCUCAGGAUGUUCCUCCUAUUGUUCCCAUGCCAAGCAGGUGGGAAGAGGACUCAAAGUCUCCUCAGCAUCUACCACGACCGUCUAGUGCCAUAUCCCUAUUAUGGAAACAACAAAUGACAGGGAAUAUAGAUUGGAUCACUGUCUUCGACGACAUUGUGCAGUUCAUCUCAUUAGACCGAGCGUUUGCCGUUGAACAGAAGGAGCUAGCUUGCACAAGCGGGAGUUGGAUGGAGCCAACUGUGUACAGACUGCUAGCAAUACGACCAUUGGGGAAUGGCAGCCAACGUGAACAUUUGAUGGAAGAAAUGUGUCGACUAGGCACCCUCUUAUUCCUAGCCCCGUUUUGGAGGGCCCUCGGGCAGAAUCCGGUUUGGACAGCAGCCAUAUCUCGCAAACUUCUCUUCCUUCUGGGAACAAAUCAUGUCGAAUGGGGUCUGCUGAACCCAUUGCUUAUCUGGAUAUUGUACUUCGCCGCCAUUGAGACGGAAAAUCAUGUAGAGCGAAGCCACUUUAUCUCGAUGCUAUCUGCUCUACUGAAAAGCAUGAACAUUAGAGAGUGGGAUGAGAUAAUGGGGAUUGUACAAGGAGUACUAUGGGCAGAGAACGUCUUCGCAGGGAGUGACCGCUUAAUUUGCGAUCAAGUCAUGCGGGCUAUGAAUUACAAUCCUGUGGCACAUGGUUUCUUAGAAGCUGUGCCGGCUCUUAUUGAAUAA